AUGUCGAUAGAGUCGUCGGCAACGCGUGAACGUCGCCGCAAACACAAGAUUAUAAAGCCAUUCCUCGACGAGGAGUUGAUGGCGGGCCCCCCUCAGUAUACAAAAGAAUACUUCCGACAACCACGACUCCGAAAGUGUGUUUUUAAUCCCGAUGACAUAAUCUUCGAGUCUCGACUGGGAUAUGGAAUGGACGGCUGCUUCUGGGAUCAAGCUCCGCCCGAAUCGGAGGGACACUAUUAUGCCUUGCAGCGAGAGUGCCAAAGCAACGCCGUCCUUCAGAUGGUGCGCGCCUCGAUCGCAUCAUACCCCGUUUUUGUGCUUGACGAGCCCAAAGGGAAAGAGGAGGCCAGGAAGAAUUACUACUCUUUUUGCAAAGAAAAAAGCGACUCAAGACGCGAACAUGGCAUUUCAAAGGAAGGCCAAAACAGGCUCAUGCGGCGCAUAUCGUCACUACCACGCAUGGCAGAAUGCUACGGCUGGCUGAAAUUACACAGCAACACAUGGAAAAAUCUACAUUCUAGUUUAAAGGCUCCCGAUGUGAAGAUUGAGAAGAUAAGGAGGUACAUGGAAGCCGAUGUUGAAUACACUGCACUUGUUUACGAGUUCAUCCACGAGGGCGAAAAUGAGCCAUUGACUGUAGAGAAGGUGGCCGAUUUCAUAUAUCAUGUUGGUUUGUCGUUUGGUUGUUCGACACUAGCCAAAAAUUGGACGGAUAGUGUUUUGGUCGAUUAUGCGGAUAUUAUUUAUCCAGGCGGCUACGGGUGGUGCGAAUCUAUGUUUGGGAUGAGAGACGCAAAAGAUAUAUUGUUCGACGGGACAUGGGACGAAAACGAUAGAUUGUUGUUCGAAGGGAUGUUGGAAGAGUAAAAUAUUGGCCUUGAUUUACGUUGCUUGUUAUAGACUGGGAGCUCGGCAAGUGAGUGUACAAGAACGCACUCCAUAUAGCAAAUUGCAAACAGUAUCAGAGCCAGCUUUCUCUUAUGAUAUAUGAUGGGUUGUCUGACGAUAUCCCAGCAUCUUCUCUCCCAUGGUCGUCCUAAACGGAUAAUUUAUGCCAUGACACUUACUAUGACAAAUUUUCUAUACCAAUGGUCAAAACACCAAUCAUUUCGUGAACCCUCGCGACGACCUGAUCAUACACAGUCUUCCGCCCCUACAUAUCUGUGGAAGCACACCAUUGCACCAGACAUUCAUCAUGGCCGCCAUCCUCAAAUUUCUCUAGGCAAGAUAGGUCAUCCAUAUACAGCUAAAUGGUCACGAGCUGCUAGAUAGCCAUCUAUUAGAUACACGCAGACCAUAGAAUUCGCCCAACUAGACAAGGCGCAAGAACAGUGCUUUCAAUAU
This is a messenger RNA of Trichoderma atroviride IMI 206040, 1344 nucleotides long. NCBI's taxonomy places the organism in Eukaryota, Fungi, Ascomycota, Sordariomycetes, Hypocreales, Hypocreaceae. The record is from RefSeq and is a predicted model, not a curated record.